AGCGAAUCCGAUCGGCAAUCCCAGGCGUCCGCGUACCACGAACGUCCGAAGAUCGACAAGCCACGCAUCACGCUAUCCACGUUCACAGGCAACGAUCGAGAUGCAUGGCUCCACAGGGCAGUACAAUAUUUUGAGCUUAACGAAACUGACGGUCCCGAUCGCGUGAGGUAUGCAGCUUAUUAUCUUGAUGGUGAGGCCAAUGUAUGGUGGCAAUGGCUCACACGGAUCUAUCGCAAGCGACAACAAAUUAUUACUUGGGAUGUUUUUGAGAAGGAGUUACUUACGCGAUUUGGUACGUCUGAUUAUCAUAACUACAAUGAGGCUCUCACGCGCAUACGGCAAACGAGCAAUCUACGUGAAUACAUCAGGGAGUUCGAACGACUGGCUUGCCGCGUGCGCGAUUGGCCGGAAGAGGCACUAGUUGGUGCGUUCAUAGGCGGAUUAAAAUUUGAUCUAGCGGCAGAGGUUCGGCUCGAGAGGCCUGACACCAUGCAUGACGCGAUGGAAGUAGCCCGACGGAGAGAAGACCACUUGGCUACAACACGCCGAGGACGCGCGGACAACCGCAUUACGGAUGCGCGUCGCACGGGUCCGGGCCAAGUAACCACGAGCGCACGGCCAGUCUUCAAUACGCGGCCAACGGGGCUAGAAGUCCGUCGAUUGUCGCUAGAGGAAGUUACACGGCGACGUGAGAAGGGUCUCUGUUUUAAGUGCGAGGAGAGGUUUACCCCGGGGCACCAAUGUAAGCAAGCCUUUACAAUUGAGGUGGCAAACCCGGACGACGAGGAGGUUCAGGUCGAGAAGGAACCGCCUCAGGAGGACGAGAUUGAGACCUUUAGUGAGGAGCCUGAAAUCUCGAUGCAUGCGAUGGCAGGGAUCAGAGGACCGAAAACCAUGCGACUACCAGCAUGGGUCAAAGAUCGAAGAGUAAUAGUGCUCGUAGACAACGGUUCGUCACAUAACUUCAUCAAUGCUGACUUGUCUCACAAGUUGAAAUUACCAACCACAAAAAUCGAACCCUUCGAGGUACGAGUAGCCAAUGGAGAGAGGUUGCAAUGCACUGAAUCUUUUCGGAAAGUGCCGAUCAAAUUCCAAGGAGUCACGGUAAAAGCUGACCUGUAUGCCUUGCCCCUAGUUGGACCAGAUGUAGUGUUGGGAGUUCAAUGGCUCGAGGGGCUAGGCAAGGUGACGACCGACUAUCGGACAGGAAUUAUGGAGUUCAACUCUGAAGGUUUGCAGGUCACCCUAAGCACCGGAACUGAGAAAGGAACUAAGGAAGUAGGGUUGAAAAGUAUUGAAAGA
Striga hermonthica is the source of this 1302-nucleotide messenger RNA. NCBI's taxonomy places the organism in Eukaryota, Viridiplantae, Streptophyta, Magnoliopsida, Lamiales, Orobanchaceae. The record is from the annotation of a GenBank genome assembly.